Molecule: messenger RNA, 3548 nt
Organism: Tribolium madens (black flour beetle)
Lineage: Eukaryota; Metazoa; Arthropoda; Insecta; Coleoptera; Tenebrionidae
Product: menin
Exons: 4
Coding region: 44-1906 (620 amino acids)
Biological process (GO): regulation of transcription by RNA polymerase II; negative regulation of cell population proliferation; negative regulation of cell cycle
Cellular component (GO): histone methyltransferase complex; chromatin; nucleus
Molecular function (GO): Y-form DNA binding; transcription cis-regulatory region binding; chromatin binding
Source: RefSeq, a predicted model, not a curated record
GGCUUUUUAAUUUGACAAGUGACAGAAAAUGUAAAGCAUCGACAUGGCGGGUAUUCGGGAGAUAGACAAAGCAUUAUUUCCAAUAAAGAAUAUAUCGUCAGUAAUCCAACUGUUCAAGAAUCAAUUAGAAGACGCUUGUGAGCCGGAUUUGGCUUUACUUUCAGUAGUCGCGGGAGCUGUCGAGAAUUCGUUGACAUGCCGGUCGAACACGAGCUUGCAGGUAUGCGAACCAGUAGAGCCGACAAGUCUCCCAAUAUUGGAGUUUCACACCAUUGAGACCCUCUACAACAAGUUCCACACGAUCCUGAAAAGUGCCGUUGAAUGCAACAAGGGCUUCAAGUCGUAUGCGACGAGAGAACUCGUCAAGAAAGUCUCCGACGUCGUCUGGAACUCCCUCACACGCAGCUAUUACAAAGACAGGGCCCACUUACAGAGUCUCUACAGUUACUUGACAGGUAGUAAGUUGGAUUGUUUCGGGGUUGCUUUCGCUGUCGUGGCUGGCUGCCAAACUUUGGGCUACUCCGACGUCCAUUUGGCCCUGUCUGAAGACCACGCGUGGGUUGUUUUCGGCGAAAGGGGCACUGAAACGGCCGAAGUCACGUGGCAUGGCAAAGGCAACGAGGACAAACGGGGCCAGGAAAUCGGAAAAGGCGUCUCGGCGAGGUCUUGGUUAUACGUAAAUAAUAAACCAGUGGUUUGUACUAGACAUAUGGAAGUUGCUGCGUUAGUCUCAGCGAUUAAUCCCUCUCUAAAUGCCACACAUGACGCUUUCGAGGUUGCUUUGUUGCAACAAGAAUUAUUAUGGCUUUUGUAUGAUUUGGGACACCUGAAGAAAUAUCCAAUGGCCAUUGGGAAUCUGGGGGAUUUGGAAGAAAUUGCCCCGAAGGAAGGAAGGACACCCUGUAGUGUAUUAUUUGAAGAGGCCAUAUCGUCUGCACGUACCUAUUAUAAUAAUCAACAUGUAUAUCCUUAUACUUAUCAGGGAGGUUACUUUUAUCGUAACAAAAUGUACAAAGAAGCUUUUGAAAGUUGGGCAAAUGCCAGUGAUGUUAUUAGGUUGUAUAAUUACUCGCGGGACGACGAAGAAAUUUACAAGGAAUUCUUAGAGAUAGCGAACGAACUAAUACCUCACAUAAUGAAAGUGGAAAGCUCAGGUUUCAGUGCAAACACAAUUCUAAAAAAGCCCGAAUGCUUCGCAAACCUGUUGCGUUUUUACGACGGAAUUUGCCAAUGGGAAGAAGGGAGUGCCACUCCCGUCCUUCAUAUAGGAUGGGCCAAACCACUAGUAAAUACAAUAUCAAAAUUCGACGCCGAAGUCCGAGCCCAAGUCGAUAUUGUCUGCGGAAGGCCCGAAGAUGACACUAAUAAAAGGGCCAACGGUGGGUACUUCAACAACAACAAUUACGAAAAAGAGAACGGAACCAACGAAACAGACAUCUUGACUUCGCUCAACUCGAAAGCACUCAAAGAUGAUCAAUCAACGUCGAAUUUUCAUCCAAGUAUUGAGGCGUUGACUGCCGCUUGUUCGGAGAAAAUCCUCAAUCCGGAGUAUUUGCUUCAAGGAGAUGGUUCGCCUUUCGUUGGUGGCGACGAUGCAGUGCCAUUGGAGAAGGAAAACGGUAAACCGAGCACUUCCAAACAAGAGACGGAAGAGAAGAAAGAAGAAAAGUUACCGGUGCCUCCGCCGAUCGUUGAAGAAAAGGAAGAACCCGUAGAGAAUAAACGGCCGACAAUCAUUCUUCACAGUCAGAAAAUGAAAGAAUUGAAAGAUCUUUUGCUAGCUGAAAAAUUGAAUACUCAUGCGAUAUCGCUUCAUUUGACGGCGCAAUCUCAAGUACAAGUCGGUAAGAAAGGUCGCAACGAUUCGGAUGGAGGUAUUAGACCCAAAAGGGCCAGACGAGAAUAAGAGAUACGUUUAUUUUGUAUAUUUUCGGCGAGGAUUUAUACAGUACUUAAUUAGUAAUGCAGGGCAUUAUAUAUUUAAAUGCAAUAUCAUGAGUGGCUUUUGAAGAGGUUUCCUGAAAAACAAGCAAAUAAUUUCUUUCGCGCUAUAUAUAAUUUUAUUAAAGUAGUACGCAUGGUCUCUAUUCUAAAUCUGAUAACCUCUUCACUUACGAAAGCGAAAUUUGUUUUGUGAGCUUGCCAUUUGAUCUGUAGAUGCACAUUAUGAUAAAAAAAAGAUCAGUAUUAUGUUGAACAGAACUGAUAAUUCUCAUAAUUUAUUAGAGUCUUUUGACUUUCUUCUCUUAAAAUAGAAUUAAGAUAUUGCAGUUAAUUUAAAAGUAAUUAAGUGAACGCCUCAUUUACUUAUGUGAUUGCACCACCCUUCCGCUUGACGCUUGUUCUUGUUCUGAAUAUUUUAAUUGCACGUUAGUUAAUCUUCUAGUUAGCUGUUAGGUUAUUGUUAAACAUUCCUCUCGUGAUUAGAUCACAAAUUGCCUAGUAUUUUUUCGGUUGUUAAUGCAUUUUAUGCAUCUAAAUGUUUUAUUGUGGUAUUUAUUGUGUAUUUUAUUAAGUGUUGUAAGUUAUUUCAUUCUCGAUAAUCAAAUGCCGAGCAAUUUUAAUCCCUAUAAGUACACAUCUUCACGCCUAAACUAAUUUUUAUAAGUAGCAAUAUGACGAUGCAUACAUAAUUCAAGGCUGUUUUAGAGUUUUUUGAGGUAAGAUUUAUUUGCUGCUACCUCCCCGUAUUUUUUAGUGCAGAUCUGUGCAAUCGAGUCUACAUUAAUCAUGUGUGCCGAUUUUAACACGAUAUCAUUUGCCAAAUGGUCAAUUUGUGUUUGCAAUAGCAUAAAAAUAGAUCAUCAAUAUAAAAUAUAGGAAGAAAUCAACUUUUAGAAUCAUCCUUCUUGUCUAGGAAUAAGAUAAAUUUAGUGAGUAGCUUGAAAAGCUGAUUUUAUUUUUAUAUUCGGUAUUAAUAGUGAAACUGAGAAAUGGUACAAUAAUUAUGAGAUUCAAUGAAAAAUUUUACAAUCGCGAAACAGAACGGUUUAAGGGCGCUAGUAUACUGAUUCUAUUUUUUGAAAUUGUUUAAAAAGUUGCCAAAAAUGUCUUAGUUUAAAACAAUGCUUUGUUUAACUUAGUUCUGUUUCAGUUUUUAAGUGUUUAUUUUUAUAAUUCAGGUGUAGAUUUAAGUGGUUUUAUUUUAUACUUUUUUUCUAUUACAAUUUAUACAUGUACCACAGCAAAAUUAAAUUAUUGUAGUCUGUGAUGAAUUAAAGGGUGACUAAUGUAUUUAUUGAUUAAUGUAUUUUGUAGAAAUAGAGGUAUUAUUGAUACAUGUAUUUUUCUAACCAAAAGUAAAUUUAUCAGAUUCUUCCAUUUUGUUUGUUAAUGUUGAAUUAUAAGAAGUCUAACUUUGAAGUUUGGAAAUGAUGGUAUAAGUAUUGUUAUAUUUUGUAGGCUUUUCUCAAUACAAAUAAACAAUGUACAACAUCACAUCUUAGAGUAACUCUGAUUAUUUACAAUGUAUACAAUUUAGAAGUUAAAUACUUGUAUUUUCGCCCACAAUUAUUAAUAAAUGAAAUGCAUACUUAAAUUUGUCUUUU